AUGGGAAGUCAACCCAGCAGGGGGAAAACCCUGCCAAGCCCAAGCACAAGCCCCUCUGUCCAAGACCAGGGCCCUCUACCCAUGCAACCAGAGAGGAAAAGGGCCACAGCCGUGGCCUUGGGCAGUUUCCCAGUAGGCGAGCAGGCGGAGCUGUCACUGAGACUGGGGGAGCCACUAACCAUCAUCUCUGAGAACGGAGACUGGUGGACGGUGGUGUCGGAGGCCUCAGGCAGAGAGUACAGUGUCCCAAGUGUCCACGUGGCCAAAAUCUCCCAUGGGUGGCUAUAUGAGGGCCUGAGCCGGGAGAAAGCUGAGGAACUGCUGUUGCUGCCUGGAAACCCUGGGGGGGCCUUCCUCAUUCGGGAGAGCCAGACUAGGAGAGGCUGUUACUCCCUGUCAGUCCGCCUCAGCCGCCCUGCGUCGUGGGACCGGAUCAGACACUACAGGAUCCAGCGCCUUGACAACGGCUGGCUGUACAUCUCACCACGCCUCACCUUCCCUUCACUCCAGGCCCUGGUAGACCAUUACUCUGAGCUGGCGGAUGACAUCUGCUGCCUCCUCAAGGAGCCCUGCACCCUGUGGAGAACUGCCCCAGUCCCUGGCAAGCACAUACCACUACCUGUGACUGUGCAGACGGAGCCCCUCAACUGGAAAGAGUUGGACAGCUCCGUCCUGUUCUCUGAAGCACCUGCCACAGGGGAGGCGUCGCUCCUCAGCGAGGGGCUGCGGGAGGCCCUCAGCUCCUACAUCAGCCUGACCGAUGACAUCUCCUUGGACGAUGUCAAAGCCCAGAGCAGAGACCGAAGGGGGAACCAACGCUAUAGCACCUAGAACCCCAGUUCAGUUCAGCUGACGGAGCAGCGCAGAGGAAGGCUGCACACUGAGGGGAAGGGGAGGGACACAGAGGCACAUUCAGGGUCCCACCUCUGUCCUCUGUUCCUUCCUCUCAGCUGUAAGAAGUCACAAACCUCCUCCCAGUGCCAUGAUCUUGCCUGCAACCUCUAGUUCAAGUGCAGACCAAUUGAGGGCAGAGCCAGGCCUCCAAAGAGACUAAACUUCCUCUGUGGUCUGAUGCAGUCAGUGCCCAGGUUUAUUCCAGCACAUCUUCCUCCCCUGCCAAUUGAGUGCCAUUCAAACCCUUCUCCCUGCUAACCAGACCCACCCAUAAAGUAGAAGAAAACCACUAACAUCAAGAAGGAAAAACAUUUUACAAGGGACAGGAAAGCAGAGAUGGCUCACCACAGCAGCAGACCCUGGGCUGUCCAGUCUCCUCCUACCCCAAAGCACAACGAAGGACCCCUGAUAGUACAGGUGCUCAAAUGUCCUGAUCGAGCCCCUUCUCUGAACAGCCGUAGCUCCCAGAUCUCCAUUUCAUUUUGCAGCUUAUCAUUUGGACCUGGCCAAGCCUUAGCGGCGCUGCCAUCUGGUGGCCCAAUGCAAAGUGACACCUUCUGAGGUUAACACACUGUGAUGAGGUCAGUUAUACGUGGCCCUUGAGCUGGGCAGGAGCCCUAGGGCACCAGAAAGUG
This is a messenger RNA of Pteronotus mesoamericanus, 1529 nucleotides long. It is a transcript of the gene SLA2, whose product is annotated as Src like adaptor 2. Gene Ontology annotation, biological process: regulation of MAPK cascade; signal transduction. The record is from RefSeq and is a predicted model, not a curated record. The transcript is spliced from 7 exons. Gene Ontology annotation, molecular function: epidermal growth factor receptor binding; phosphotyrosine residue binding. Gene Ontology annotation, cellular component: cytoplasm; COP9 signalosome; plasma membrane. NCBI's taxonomy places the organism in Eukaryota, Metazoa, Chordata, Mammalia, Chiroptera, Mormoopidae. Bases 1 to 831 code for a protein of 276 amino acids.